UUAUUUAGAGGGGAUUUUAUCAGUAUUGCCAACUAAUAGAUUGACAGGAGCGCGUGUGGCUGCUGUGACCUCGGUUCACUGCAAUUCUAGGAAUAAAGGCAUCACUAAUCGAUCGACGACGCACUCGUUCUUUGCCGUGCUCCGCAUUUGCUUUCGCUACCCGACUUUCUUAUCCACAUUCAGGUUUCGAUCGUCCUCAAUAACAAUGGCAACAACAGUGAAGCUGAACACCGGUGCACAGAUGCCCAUCGUGGGACUGGGCACAUGGAAGUCUCCUCCUGGAAAGGUCACAGAGGCAGUGAAAGCAGCCAUUUCAGCUGGUUACAGGCACAUUGAUGGAGCGUACGUCUACCAGAAUGAGGCAGAAGUGGGUGAGGGUGUUCAGGCCAUGAUCGAGGCUGGAGUGGUCAAAAGAGAAGAUCUUUUCAUUGUGAGCAAGCUAUGGUGCACUUUCCAUGAGAAGUCCAUUGUGAGGAAAGGCUGUGAGAAGACUCUCAGUGACCUUAAACUGGACUAUCUAGACCUCUAUCUAGUGCACUGGCCCAUGGGUUUCAAGUCUGGAAGUGAGCUUUUUCCUUUGGACAGUGCUGGAGAGACGAUCAAUGACAAUACUCAUUUUCUGGAAACAUGGGAGGCGAUGGAAGAACUGGUGGAUGCUGGUUUGGUCAAAGCCAUAGGCAUCUCCAACUUCAACAAGGAUCAGAUUGAAGCCGUUCUCAACAAGCCAGGACUCAAAUACAAGCCUGCCAACAACCAGGUGGAGUGCCACCCCUACCUGACCCAGGAGAAGCUGAUCAACUAUUGCCACUCCCAGGGCAUCUCAGUUACUGCUUACAGCCCUCUAGGAUCUCCAGACAGACCAUGGGCUAAACCAGAUGACCCCUCUCUUUUGGAUGAUCCCCAAAUCAAAGCCAUAGCGGAGAAGCACAAGAAGACACCUGCUCAGGUUCUGAUCCGCUUCCACAUCCAAAGAAAUGUGAUCGUGAUCCCCAAGUCCAUCACUCCACAGCGCAUUCAGGAGAAUUUCCAGGUGUUUGACUUUGAGUUAUCUGAGGAGGAAAUGAAGACUAUAUUGGGAUUCAAUCGGAACUGGAGAGCCUGUCCAAUGCAAUGGGGCUUGAAGCACAAGGACUAUCCAUUCAACGCUGAAUUCUAAAACAAAACAAGCGUCAUCGCCUGUUGUUUAGAUCCAUUUGGACUGUUACUGUGGCUUUACAUAUAACCUCUUAUAUUUCUCGGGAAAAACAGCUUCUUCAUCUGUUCCCUGGAAAGUUUUACAUACAAACAAAUUUACUUAUGCCCAAUUAGAUUCUCUAAAUUAAUCAUUUUAGAUAAAGGUCUUUGUGUUAUUUUAGUUUGAGUGAAUAAUUUGAUCUUUAUUUUUCACAUGUUUUGCAUUGAAUUUAUGUUUUUUUUACUGUUAUAUUUUUAGUAUGGCAUUAAGUACUGGGGGGAAAGAAAAAAAUGUGCCAUAUGCAGUAAAAAAAUAACCUAUUUUUAGAUGAACAGAUGGUUCUGAGAAUUAUCAGUUUUAAAACUCUUUUUUUGAAAGUCUUAUGGUAUCGUGUGUAAAAGGAGAAAAAAACUCAUGAUGAGCCUAUACCCAAAGAUAAGACAAAACCUAUGUUGUAGCAUAAAAUUAACACUAGAGAUGCACUCCUGAUUUCUCUGAAUACUGGCUAUUUUUCCCCACAGCACAGUGAGCUUUGUUCUUAUGACUGUGAAAGAGGCCUUGUGUCUAAAGUUACAUAUAGUCAGAUUCUUAACACUUCUUUCUUAAUCACAGAACACGUUGCACAACGCUGAUUUUCUUUUGUAUGAGUCAUGAAAUGGCACUUUGUAGUCAUGUGAAUCAACCCUGUUAAAUGACUGCUACUUUCACUUCCUUUAUCUGUAUUCAUUAAGUAUUACAAUAAAAUCCUGUGGGUGAA
Messenger RNA from Melanotaenia boesemani (Boeseman's rainbowfish), 1931 nucleotides. Its product is annotated as aldo-keto reductase family 1 member B1-like. The transcript is spliced from 10 exons. The record is from RefSeq and is a predicted model, not a curated record. Lineage: Eukaryota; Metazoa; Chordata; Actinopteri; Atheriniformes; Melanotaeniidae. The coding region runs from base 206 to 1156 and encodes 316 amino acids. Gene Ontology annotation, cellular component: cytosol. Gene Ontology annotation, molecular function: aldose reductase (NADPH) activity.